AUGCAGAUCUUCGUCAAGACCCUCACCGGUAAGACUAUCACCCUUGAGGUGGAGUCGUCCGACACCAUCGACAAUGUCAAGUCCAAGAUCCAAGACAAGGAGGGCAUUCCCCCAGACCAGCAGCGCCUGAUCUUCGCCGGCAAGCAGCUCGAGGAUGGGCGCACUCUGUCCGACUACAACAUCCAGAAGGAAUCGACUCUUCAUCUUGUCCUCCGUCUCCGUGGUGGUAUGCAGAUCUUCGUCAAGACGCUGACCGGCAAGACCAUCACACUUGAAGUCGAGUCUUCCGAUACCAUCGACAACGUUAAAUCGAAGAUCCAGGAUAAGGAGGGCAUCCCACCUGAUCAGCAGCGUUUGAUCUUCGCCGGCAAGCAGCUCGAGGAUGGGCGCACUCUGUCCGAUUACAACAUUCAGAAGGAGUCUACACUGCAUCUCGUCCUGCGCCUGCGCGGUGGUAUGCAGAUUUUCGUCAAGACACUUACUGGCAAGACCAUCACGCUCGAGGUUGAGUCUUCGGAUACUAUCGACAACGUGAAGAGCAAGAUUCAGGACAAGGAGGGUAUCCCUCCGGAUCAGCAGCGCCUCAUUUUCGCGGGCAAGCAACUGGAAGACGGUCGUACGCUCUCAGACUACAACAUCCAGAAGGAAUCCACACUCCACUUGGUCCUCCGUCUUCGUGGUGGUAUGCAAAUCUUUGUCAAGACCCUCACUGGCAAGACCAUCACCCUCGAGGUUGAAUCAAGCGACACAAUCGACAACGUCAAGUCGAAGAUUCAGGAUAAGGAAGGCAUUCCACCUGACCAGCAGCGUCUUAUCUUUGCUGGUAAGCAGUUGGAAGAUGGCCGAACACUCUCGGACUACAACAUUCAGAAGGAGUCUACCUUGCACUUGGUGCUUCGUCUGCGUGGUGGGCAAUAA
Messenger RNA from Dothidotthia symphoricarpi CBS 119687, 918 nucleotides. Its product is annotated as polyubiquitin. Gene Ontology annotation, biological process: protein ubiquitination; modification-dependent protein catabolic process. The record is from RefSeq and is a predicted model, not a curated record. The transcript has 3 exons. Bases 1 to 918 code for a protein of 305 amino acids. Lineage: Eukaryota; Fungi; Ascomycota; Dothideomycetes; Pleosporales; Dothidotthiaceae. Gene Ontology annotation, molecular function: protein tag activity; ubiquitin protein ligase binding. Gene Ontology annotation, cellular component: nucleus; cytoplasm.